UAAUACAGUUUAUGUAAUGUGCACAGCAAAAUCCAUAAGUCACAUUCCCAUACAUUUAAUUUAAGACCUUUCUACCUGAGCCAAAUAAAGAGCUUACCGCGUCUGCGCGAAACGGCCAUUGUCAAAUCCACAUAACCUUACAACGUAAACUCAAUAAUGCUGAGAAUUUUGUUUAUCGUGUAAAUAAAUUCGAAUAAAAACGUCAAAAAUUAUAAAUAACAAAAAUUACGUGUUGUUUCUUCAAAAAUUAUAUGAAGUUUGUGUUAUUAUUGUGUUAAAAAUAACAAAGCAACGGAGGGAAAAAAUAUAAAAGACGAAUCUAUGGAAUUUAAAUAAAAAGGAAUUGAUAAAGUUAUUAAAUUAUUUUGUGCAAAGUGUUGAAAUGUUUAAAAGAUAUUGUGAAUGUAAAAUGAGCAUUGUUGUUAUAAUGUAAAAGGGGUCAUUGUUCUUUACGCACGGUUAGCUUGGGGUGUAAAUAUCGAUUUUAUAGAAAAGGCGCGCAAUUUGAAACUUCACGGUGGAAUUUCGAACGCGGUCGCUUGUGCAUAAAUCCAUAAAUAAAAAAAGUAAAAACGUGACAUGGCGGGAAAUAGGACUUUAUGAUUUCGUGAAUUUGUUUUUAGUGUAAUUUCGUUGUUCGUGUUAAAAGUUUUGUUGAAUAAAAUGGUUGAGUGUUUGAUUUGUUUGUGAUGCAAGCGUGCGGUGUUAUGCAAGUGGUACAAUACCAGGUUUCUGCGCCGCGAUCUACAGUUGCCGCUGAUGUGCCCCAACACUAUGUGCCGCCGCCACCGUAUUUUGCAUCAGUCGGCUGCAACGGCAAUGACGGUACCUGCCGUCGGCGCAAGUACGCGUGGUGGUGCGUGGGCUGCGGCGCGCUGGCGGCGGCGCUGGGCGGGCUGCUGGCUGCCCAGCAUAUACUGCUGCGGGCGUACACAGCGUCCCCGCAGCAUCUGGAGACUGUGCCCGCCGCUGUACCGGCUGCUAUGUUGGUGCUAACCGGCGUGUGCAUCAUGAGCCUGGCGCGCCGCCGGAACAGAUACAGCUAUAUGGUAAGAAAAAUCAAGGUGGUGGGAGCUUGCUGCCUGGUCUGCGCUCUAACGUGUGUCCUCGUCACCAUCACCACCACCGUUAUACAUAUGAACAAACUGCAAACGCUGAAGUUCUGCGAGUACACGAAGCUGACUCGAACCUGCACUUGUUUCUCAAUGCCUCCGGACACGCAGCAUAGUUCAGCUGAUGACGAAGGAGUACGCUGCGUAUUCGAAGGCGUGUCGGAGUGCGGCGUGGUGCACGGCGCGCUGUACUGGUGUCUCCGCGGCGUGUUCGCGUUGUCCGUCAGCGCAGUGCUCGUCUGCAUCUUCAGCUGCAUGCUGGCUUACCAGUUGCUCAGCCAUGAGCGUAAGAAGAUGUAUUGGGAGCAACUGGAGCUGCGUUGUAGAUCUCUGUACCGACCUUCUGCGGGACAGGCCGCGCCGUCUGCAGGGAGACAAGUUCAGAGUAACUGCAGUUGUUGUGCGCAGUGCCACCCGACGCAACCAGCGUGGGACAUAAGUCUACAGCACAGAUUCUGGGCGCCAGGUCGUAUAGGUAACCUGUACUCUCCUAACCCCGGUACAGGCAGGAAGACGUCAGCGUGGAGCUGGUUCCCGUGGCCUAGGAGUAAUAGUCAGAAUUCCCGCUGCAGAAUGGGCGUACCCCAAUCAGGAGACAGCGCCUACGGAUUUUGCGAAACGGAAGCUGCGCAAACGCAGCAAACGCAAGGAUAUGACGAUAGAUACCCCCACUCCUUCAACCAGACUCCGUUCAAUAGAGCGCAGACUUCGGGCACGUUCGCGCAAGGAACCAGCUUUGCGCAAGUACAAGGGAACUUUGCGCAGGGCUCUGGGAAUUUUGUACAGGGCCAAGCCAACUUCCCCCAAGCCAGUUUCUCCCAGGAAGGGUUCGGUGAGGCCAGCGGGAGCUUCGACGCUGCUACCGGAGUAUGGGGACCCCCGCCGCCUUACAGUCCGCAGGGACGGAGCGGGAGCAGGCACCACCUCCACCACCAAGACCCCGCAGCGGCCACCCUCCUCCAUCACCACCACAUGGAACACCGCACCAACAUCCACGAACAUCCAUCCAACAUCCAACCACAUACAUGCGCCAGAAACAGCUACCUAAUGCAUCAAAACCUACCCCCAACCGAACUAAGCCGAAUAAACCCCGACUUAAACCGAAUAAACCCGGAAUUGGCUCGCAUGAACCCAGAAUUGGCUCGAAUAAACCCAGAAUUGGCGGAAUUUGCUCGAAUAAAUCCGGAUUUGGCUCGAAUAAAUCCAGAAUUGGCUCGAAUGAAUCCGGAAUUGGCUCAUAUGGGGCAGAUGUAUCCGCAAGAUAUAGCGGAAAUGGCUCGUUUACAGGCGGAAUUGGCCCAUAUGCCGCCUGAAGCGAGGUUUAACACGCUAAGGGGCCACUUAGUACCAUAUAGGUGUCAGAGGUUGGGUAUGAGCGCUAGUAACUUGCAUAGAGAUUGCAGGAUCGACGAUAACGUCGCUAUUGAGUGCUUGCAUCAGAAAUCUGCGAGUAAAGUUUCAGAUCAAAGCUCCGACUCGUGUCAGAAGCAAGGAAAAGAAAACUUGGGCUUCCAGAAUGAUAAGCAUUCUCCGAUCAGGUCGUCAAUGCAAGACUGUCGCGCCGCCAACCAGAAUGCGGAGUCGGAGGUAUACUUCGCAGACGUGUCGAGCUGUUGCAAUGUGUCUGUUAAAGCUGAAUGCUGCAUGAACGCCAACGUAUCAGCUCUAGUAGGUACCAUAGAAAACCAUCCAGAAUCCACAUCAGAGUCUGACACAGGAUCCUUCACCCUCACGCGACAGCAGCGCCCCCAACCGCAAGUCGGAUCCAAACGGAGACCGCGACAAAGCGAGAAACACAUCAAAAACCAAGAAAAAAUGAGACAAGUACUUAAUAACUCUAUAAGAUUGACCGAACAUCAAAUUGAACAGCUCAACAAUUCCAUGAGAAUGAACGAAAGAAUGGAACGCGAACGAAUGAAUGAGACCAGGUUGAGUGAACGCAUGAAUGAUUCCAGGGACCGAUUGAAUGACAGAGAUCGCUUGGAACGCAUGAAUGACUGUAGAAUCAGUGACCGAAUGAACGAAACGAGGUUAAGUGAGCGAAUGAAUGAUUCUAGAGAUAGGUUGAAUGAAGGAAGGGUGUGUGAACGUGAACGAAUGGAGAGGUUGAAUGAUACGCGUAUAAGCGACAGAAUGAAUGAAACAAGGUUGAGUGAGCGAAUGAACGAAACGAGAAUGAGUGAACGUAUGAACGAUUCAAGAGACAGAUUAAAUGACUCACGGAACUGUGAGGUAAUAGAUCCAAGAAUAGAAAGAAUGAAUGAUUCCAGAAUCAGCGACCGAAUGAACGAAACUAGACUAAGUGAACGUAUGAACGAUUCGCGCGUUUGCGAGCGUAUGAACGAAGCGAGAAUGGAAAGAAUGAACGAUUCUAAACUAAGUGACAGGAGCGACACUCGUCAUAGCGACCGAAUGAACGACUCUCGUCUUGAACGAAUGAACGACUCCCGCCUUGAACGAAUGAGUGAACUAAACUCAAGCAUUCGUAUCGACGGUAGUCCGAAAAUGCGUACACACAUAAGUCCUUUACGUAUACCUAGAUCUAGUCCUAAGAACGUGCCUAAAGAUCAUCCUAGGCAGUCUAGUUCAGACUCGAAUAAGCCAGAUUUUAGGCAGAUAUCGCCUUUAUCUCCUAAUACGGAGGAGUCAUUGUUGUCUGACGAUGAUAGGCCUCAGGACCAGGUUUAUUCGAAUGACCCGGAGACCUCUAAGUGUUUAGGUCCUGAUUCUCAAUAUGAACCUGUGAGGGAGGCUAAGGAAGAAAUCUUGAAGACCAAUCACCAUCAUUGUUAUAGUGAUACCAAUACUAUGGACUCUGGAUGGCAAAGCGGGUCCGAGAAACAGGUAACUGAUUGAUCCUGGAUUUAAAAAUUUCGCCUUUUUUAACAAUGAAAUGAAAUUCGUCGUAUAAAGAAACUUAAUUGCUGUUUUCACCAACCACUGAAUUAAGUCUUAAGUAAGUAAAAGUUAAACCCUUGUAUUUUCUUCGUUUUAUAAAUACAAACGUUGCCUCACAUUAGGAUUUUCUCCAGUGUCGUGGUUGCUUUUACAAACAUACAUUUCCUAUUGGAUUACUCUGAGAAGAAAUGCCGCAACAAACUCAGAGGCCAUAGUCACUUUAAGUCCAGACAAUAUCAAUUAAAGAUGUCGGAGAACCGUGCAAGUUGAUUCUGUAGUGGUAUUUUGAGGAAAGAACCACAACAGCUUAAGCUUAAGAGUUCCUUAAAAUUUAGGACAUGGUUGGUGAAAUCAGGCAUAAUUUUCUUUAGUGUUUCCAACAUUUAAUAGAUAUUGUUCAGUAAAAAUAGGGUUUUGAUAUAAACAUAGUGAUUCGAUUGUCCCCUUGUAAAGUGUUCCGCGUGCUGUGUUUAAUUAAUAGUGGGUUUUAUAACUAAAUCGUUCAUUACAUUCAAUCGUUCAUUUCAUUGAGAAAAUAUUAAAGUAAUCUGUAAUAUAAAAAUAAGUCGGGUUUUCCUUCCUGAUGCUAUAACUCCAGAAUGCACGAACCGAUUUCCACGGUUUUGCAUUCAUUGGAAAGGUCUCGGGCUCCGUGAGGUUUAUAGCAAAGAAAAUUCAGGAAAAAUUCAAGAGAAAAGCAGGAAAACAGGGAAAUUCAUUGGUAGCGAAACGGAGUUCACCUGGUUUGCUAGUUAUUGUAAAAAAUAUUUUCCCUUGAGCCAAAUUAAAUUAAAUAAUACUAUAAAAUCUUAACUCACUAAACUUUUGCGUAAAUAAUUCAUUGAAUGCGUUCAUUUAGUUCGUUCAUCGUUCACCGUUCAUUCACCCAACUUUUUAUUGAACAUCCAUUCAUUAACUACCAUUCACUCUUUCAUUCAUUCCAUUCAAUUAAUUAUUUACGUCAAGAGUGAACUUGCCAAUUUUCCGAAUUUGACAUAAUAUUAUUAAUUUCGAUUUAAUAAUAAAUUAUGUAAAAUAAAUAAUAAUUGUAAUGUAGUCGAUGUGUUUUAAUGCUCUCUAUAAUAUUGAGAUUAUUAUUUUAAUUUUUAAAUUGGAUAAAAAUUAAAUAAAAACGAAUUUGUAGGUCGCGUAGAAAUGUAUAAUUAUUGUAUAAAGGACUUUCUUUAUACAACUAUUUAAUUGUGAAGUAUAAUUAUUAUAUUUAAAUUGUGAAAAUUCGUUUAUAAAUUCAGAAAAUGUUCUCAUAAAGCGGUUUGCGUAAAACACUUAAAUCAACAUUUAUUUGCUUUCAUAAUAAAAUUUCCCCUAUUACAUGGGACUUAUAACACAAAUGGUGGAAAGUGGAUGUACAUUGUAUAGCGACAUUACGUGCCGUAAUGUGCACCUCUGCCUACCCCUUCGGGGAUAAAAAGCGUGACGUUGAAUAUUAGUUAUUGUCUUUUUACUAAAUCAAUCUUUAUUUUCUUACCUGAAUACUAAAUAACUUACUGAAUAAAUUUAAAUAAAAGACAUAGUCAAGAAUCAAAUCCUAUACCUCUGACUAGGUAAUUAUUUACUUAUUCAUUAUUUUGUUAUAUAUCUAAAUCUAUCCGUCCACCCAUUCUGUUUAUAUUUCCAUUCAUUCAUUAUCCCAUUCACGUAUUCGUAUUUUAUAAGUAGAUACUGAAUGUUUGUCGAUUUUGAAAAGGCCAAAAUACUUGCCAAUUUACUGUGAAAUGAAAUGACAGAAAAAAUUGUGAAUGAACUUGAAUUCUAUUAUAACUUUCGUGAGACAUACUAAAUUAAUUAUUAUGUUAUCGGCUUACUCACGUAACUGUUUGACGAGGAUCUCGACUAGUUUCAAGCCAUAAGUAGCAGCGCGACAAUUGCCGCGUCGUGUGUCGCGGAAUGCUGCUCAUGAAUAUGAGCCUCUAGCAUGGCUUGAAACUAGUCGAGUUCCUCGUCAAACAGUUACGUGAGUAAGCCGAUAACAUAAUAAUGAAAUUGAAUUCAUUCAAUCAUUCGUUCUUUUGAACAUAUUUACUUUAGUAACUCGUGUAUUUUAAUAGCCUAAACUUAGGCUAUUAUUUUCCUGAUAGUUGAUGUAUAAAAAACGUAUUAUCUUUUUAAUCCAGAAACAAAUUAAUGUUGCCAUACAAUGAUUUCUUUCUUUAUAUUUUUAUUAAAAAUCCAUUUAUAAGAGCAAUAAUUUCUUAUGUUCUUUUUAUUGUAAAUAUUUUUUAUACAAAUAAUAAAUUAGUUUUUUAAUCAUAAGUAUUUUGUAGAUUAACUUUUUCUGUAUUAUUGUAUACAGGGUGUGGUAAUAUUUUAAUGUGAUUUUUAACUAGGGUCGUUUAUGUCUUGUAGAAAGAAUGUAUGAAAAUAAAUAACUAUAUAAAAUCUCAUGCAUUUCUGUUAGUUUGUAUGUUUAGAAUGUUUGCAUUAAAAUAUUAUUACACUUGUAAGUAGUAACUAGUUGUCACUGUAAUGCCAUUAUGGAAUUGUUUUAAUAUUAUUAUUCUUGUGUAAAGGACAGUUUGAGCGAAAUUUUCAUGUUAUGACAAAAUUCUUUAUUCAAUAUUUACUUAAGAAUUUGUUACAAUUGCCGAUUUUUCCUGCUUUUUUUAAAUAUAUGUAUAUUCAAAUACGAAAACCUAUAACACAAGAUUUAGCUCACUCUGUAUAAAACAUUGUCUACAACUCGAACAUCCUGUGUAUAUUCGUUAUACUAGUAUUUUAAGUACGUUGGAAUUUGCAUUAGUUAUUAUAUUUAAGUUAUUUUUUAACUAAACUGAAAUAAAAAUCAGUAUUUUUUUAAACUGUACUGUGAAAGAAAUUAUAUUGUAUUUUCUUAUUUGUCAACUGUGACCACAUAAACUCAUAAAAAAUUGUAUAUUUUUUCCAUUAUGUUUGGUGCGCAGUGCAUAUAUGUUACGUGCGUAGACGUGGCGACGUCGCGUAGCCUACUGUUACAAUUAAUUUACGUGAGCCAAUCGUGAUUUUAUUUAUUCAAUUUCAAUAUUAAUUUCUUUCACAAUUCUACACUACAUGACCUUUUUGUGUAAUAAACAUGUUACAAUAAGAUUAUUUGACUCAAAUCGGCAUCUUAAAACUUGAAACCUAUUUUUACUUCGACAAGGAACGAAUGAUAUUCUAAACUAUGCAAAUGAUACUAUGAACAAUAAAAUAAAUGUGUUUCCUAAAAAUCUAUUUUGAAAUGUGUCUCAAAAUAGUAGAAUUAUGUAAAAAAUCCUACAUUUUGAUUAUAAAACGGCUAGUUUUACAGUUCCUGUAUACAUAAUAUUAUUAUGACAAUUGCAAUUUUAGUUUACUAAUAUUUUAAUAAUAACUAUCGUGAGACAUACUAAAUUAACUAAAAAAAAUCACGGUUUACUCACGUACAUUAAUGGAGAAAAGCUCUACUAGUUUCGAAUCACAGAGGGACUCUUCAUCAUGACAAUGUCCUGAAGUCUACCUACCUAAGCUGCGAGACGUCGCCACGUCUGCUAAACCGUGAUUUUUCAGUUAAUUUAUUAAUAUUUUGGACAUUUUUUGAGGGUUGAAAAUCAUCCAAUGACUUCUCCCACCUUGGUUGAAGCAAAGAGAGUGUCAGACUCUUACUGACUAAAAACCACCCCGUUCCUACUCCUGCGAGCCGGAGCUCCGGUAACCCGUUACGUAGUCCGUGACUCCGGAAUCCUUUUAGCUAUGUUAAUAAUUUUAGCCUGGCAAUGUGACAAAAUUAUGACUGAACGAACUAAAGUUUGAUUUCACCAUUCAUUCAUUCAAUCUUUCGUUCGUUCUUUUGAACAAAUUCAAUUGUUACAUAACAACUAUGAGUAAACGAAUUGAAGUUUGAUUUCACCAUUCAUUCAUUCAUUCUUUCGUUCGUUCUUUUGAACAUAUUUCAUAAUAAUAAAAGCUAUAAAACUAGCCGUAAAAUCUAUGUAUUAUUAUUAUAUUAUGAACUAUUUUUAUUAAUAAUGUACGAAAUAUAGUUGUGAUUUCAUUAAAUAAUUGAUAAUUAUUACGUGAUUAGAUAUUAUUAUUAAUUAUUGUAUGUAAUGUAAUAAGGUUAUGUUUCAUUACUAUGUACCUAUAUUGUUAGAUUGAUUUAAUGAUAACGGUUCUAUUAAAAGACUGAAAUCUGAA
This is a messenger RNA of Spodoptera frugiperda (fall armyworm), 8162 nucleotides long. RefSeq lists its product as uncharacterized. Lineage: Eukaryota; Metazoa; Arthropoda; Insecta; Lepidoptera; Noctuidae. The record is from RefSeq and is a predicted model, not a curated record. The transcript is spliced from 15 exons. The coding region runs from base 690 to 3968 and encodes 1092 amino acids.